GUUCUUGACCCUCUCGACUUCGAGUCGCACCCGUUGCAGGCUAUCGGAAUUGUGGUGCAGACGGGGACCGCGACGACCAAGGGGGAGAUGAUUCGGAAGAUUCUGUACCCGACCCCGGUGCAGUACAAGUUCAACGAGCAGUUCACCCUGUUUCUCUUCCUCGCCGUCGCGAUCUAUGCGG
Molecule: messenger RNA, 181 nt
Organism: Amoebophrya sp. A120
Lineage: Eukaryota; Dinophyceae; Syndiniales; Amoebophryaceae
Source: the annotation of a GenBank genome assembly